Molecule: messenger RNA, 1969 nt
Organism: Acanthocheilonema viteae
Lineage: Eukaryota; Metazoa; Nematoda; Chromadorea; Rhabditida; Onchocercidae
Source: the annotation of a GenBank genome assembly
AUGCUUGCGGGUAAUUGGUGGUUGUGGAUGGGUUGUCUCCGUCAUGUUUUGUGCGUCAAAUCUACCACAACAUCCGUUCCAGUCGCGUCAUCGAUAUUACAACCGUCAAAGGAUGAUAUCGCUCUGAUGAAUCGUCAGAAGGUUACUCCUGAAUUGAUGAGGUAUACCGAAAGAUUCGAGUUUCCAUAUAUCACUGAUAUCACUAACUACGAGAAAUUGGCAAAAAUCGGUCAGGGAACAUUCGGGGAAGUAUUCAAAGCACGUUGUAAGCGUACGGGUCGAAUCGUUGCUCUGAAGAAAAUUUUGAUGGAGAAUGAAAAAGAAGGGUUUCCAAUAACAGCUCUAAGGGAAGUGAAAAUGCUGCAGAAACUAAAGCACAAACAUAUUACUGAAUUGAUAGAGAUAUGUAGUAGCAGAGCAUCAGUACAUAAUCGAGAGCGUAGUACCUUCUAUUUGGUAUUCUCUUUUUGUGAGCACGAUCUCGCUGGUCUUCUCUCUAAUACCAAUGUUCGACUCUCCUUAGUACAUAUAAAAACAUUGAUGAAACAUUUAUUAGAAGGUCUUUAUCAGAUACAUUUUGCAAAAAUAUUACAUCGUGAUAUGAAGGCAGCGAAUGUUUUAAUUACAAAAGACGGUAUAUUAAAAUUGGCAGACUUUGGUUUAGCGCGACCUCUUUUUUCAAAAUUACCUGGUAUUUUAUGUUGUGUUGUUGCGACUGAUUACCAUCGCGCUAGCGAUAUUUCUGAACUGAUCUUACAUCUAGGAAGUCAACCGGAACAUUGUUACACGAACAGAGUUGUUACUUUAUGGUACCGUCCUCCUGAAUUGCUUCUUGGUGAACGUCAUUAUGGACCACAGAUCGACAUGUGGGGUGCGGGCUGCAUCAUGGCUGAAUUAUGGACACGUACUCCUAUUCUGCAAGGUGAAAGUGAACAAAAACAGUUAGCACUGAUAUCCAAUUUGUGUGGAAGUAUUAACCCGCAAACAUGGAGGGGCGUGGAAAAUUUACCACUCUAUGGCAAAAUGGAGCUUCAACAAAAUCUAAAUCGUCGUGUGGUUGAACGUUUGGAAGUUUAUGUUAGAGAUCGAAAUGCCUUGAACUUGAUCGACAGUCUUCUGGUUCUGGAUCCAUCGCUUCGCCUCGAUGCUGAGCAGGCUCUCGACCAUUUAUUUUUCUUCACACAGCCUCAUCCAGCAGCCGACGUCAAAGAUUUGAUGAGCACUAUCUCGACGAGUCUCUUUGAAUAUACAGCUGGAAGAGGUGCCCACAGUGGACGAGGUCGUGGAGUGCAUCAUCAAAAUCGCCAGAAUAUUCGUCCAUCAAUGACCGUACAGGGUCAAUACGUCGACAUGGAAAUUCAUCUGUGGGGAUUCCCCAAACACGUUAUGAUUUUUAUGACACCAUAUCAGUUAGACUCUACUCUUGAAAUAAAUGAUAAAUUAUUGGAAUAUCGACGAAUGGCAGGAUUCUGUUGGCAUGAUCUGCAGGAAUGGCUAUACGGUUCGGAGAGUAUUAAGUUUAAGAAUGAGGUCUUUGAAAAACUCCGUGCUAGUAAUGUUUUUGUUCGCGAUUGGCGAACAUUGACGAUGGAUGAAAGCCGCCAAAUAUGCGAUCGACGAUGGAAACAAUUUCUGGAAUACAAUUUCAUCACGUUCGAUGGGCUUAAAACAAAUCCUGAAAGAUUUGUGGAUUUCGCGGAAAUCUUAGAAAGUUAUGACCAAAGUUUAGCAGCAAAAUUCUAUAUCAGUGCCAUCUUCUAUGUUACAAUAUUAUCAAUGGGAACAAAUCGGCACCAUCAAAUACUCGAGAAAUGCAGGAACAAUGAGAUUGUCGGCUGCUUUUGUUUGACGGAACUGUCGCAUGGGUCAGAUGCGAAUUCGGUCCGCACUGAAUGUCAUUACGACGAGGGUCAAUUCUUGAUGCACACGCCGGAUAAUGAAGCAAUCAAAUGUUGGGCCGGCAACUUGG